AUGAGGAACUUAAAAGGAGUCAACUUUGGGACUCUGCUAAGCAACCAGAAGAAGGCUGAAGAGUUGCUGCCUGACUUGAAGGAGUUCCUGUCCAAGCCACUAGCUGGUCUUCCUAGCAACCGAUCUGAUGCUGAGAAGAGACAGAUUUGUGAUGCCAUCCUGAGGGCUUGCAACCAGCAGCUGACUGCCAAGCUAGCUUGCUCUGGGCACCUGGAGAGCCUGCUGGAGCUGGCAAAGCUGGCCUGUGAUGGCUACUUGAUGUCCACCCCCCAGCGUCCUCCCCUCUACCUGGAACGCAUUCUCUUCAUCUUACUGCGGAAUGUUGCUUCUCAGAGAAGCCCAGAGGCUAUGCUUCACCUUGCCCAGCCCCUCCAUGCUUGCUUGGUGCAGUGCUCUCGACAAGCUGCACCCCAGGAUUAUGAGGCCGUAACUCGGGGCAGCUUUUCUCUGCUUUGGAAAGGAGCAGAAUCACUGUUAGAGCGGCGAGCUGCAUUCUCAGCUCGGCUGAAGGCCUUGAGCUUCUUAGUACUCUUAGAAGAUGAAAGUACUCCCUGUGAGGUUCCCCACUUUGCCUCUCCAACAGCUUGUCGAGUGGUUGCUGCCCAUCAGCUAUUUGAUGCUAGUGGGCAUGGUCUAGAUGAAGCAGAUGCUGAUUUUUUAGAUGACAUGCUCUCCAGACUUGUGAUUGGAGUCUUGAUCAAUCAAGAAAGUGGCUCUCAUGGCCCUCUUUCGCCUCAGAGGGCCCUCUGCCUUUUGGAGCUCACCUUGGAACACUGCCGUCGCCUCUGCUGGAGCCAUCACCAUGAAAAGGCCACUGGUGCAGUGGAGAAGGCUCAUGAAUACCUAAGGAAUACCAAUCUAGCCCCCAGCCUCCAGCUAUGCCAGUUGGGUGUUGAACUGCUGAAAAUUGGGGAGGAAGAAUCUCAGGCUGUGGCCCCGCUUCUGACAAAGGCAUCAGCUGUCCUGAACCAUGGUAUGGGGAUGCCAUCACCUCCUCUCCGGGCAUUGUAUGACACCUGCCAGUUCUUCCUUUCAGGCCUGGAGCGAAGCAUCAAGAAGCGCUAUGGACUGGAUGCUAUUCUGAGCCUCUUUGAUUUUCUUGGAGGGUAUUGCUCUCUUAUCCGGCAAUUGCGGGAUGGGGUCCAUGGGGACUGUACCAAGCAGCAGCAGUCUUUGCUUCAGAUGCACUUUCAGGGUAUUCACCUCUACACUGUGAUGGUUUAUGACUUUGCUCAAGGCUGUCAGGUAGCUGAUUUGGCUGAUUUGGCCCAUCUAGUGGAGAGUUGCAAAUCUACUGUUGUCUGGAUGCUGGAGGCCUUAGAAGGUCUGUCAGGCCGAGAGCUGACUGACUACCUGGCGAUGACUGCCUCCUACACCAGUAACUUGGCCUACAGCUUCUAUAGUCACAAGCUGUAUGCUGAGGCCUGUGUUGUCUCUGAACCAUUCUGUCAGCAGCUGGGUUUGGCAAAGCCAGGCACGUAUCCUGAGGUGCCUCCUGAGAAGUUGCAUAGGUGCUUCCUGCUGCAUGUAGAGAGUUUGAAGAAAAUGGGCAAACAGGCCCAGGGCUGCAAGAUGGUGACCUUAUGGCUGGCAGCUUUGCAGUCCUACAGCCUAGAACACAUGACUGAGCCAGUCACUUUCUGGGUUCGAGUCAAGAUGGAUGCUGCCAAGGCUGGAGACAAGGAACUACAACUAAAGACUCUGCGAGACAGCCUAAAUGGCUGGGACCCGGAGACCCUGGCCCUCCUGCUGAAGGAAGAGCUGCAGGCCUAUAAGGCAGUACGGGCUGAUACUGGACAGGAACGCUUCAAUGUCAUCUGUGACCUGCUGGAGCUGAGUCCUGAGGAGACACCGGCUGGGGCAUGGGCACGAGCCACUCACCUGGUGGAACUGGCUCAGGUGCUAUGUUACCAUGACUUUGCCCAGCAGACUGACUGCUCUGCCCUAGAUGCUAUCCAGGAAGCCCUGCAGCUCCUAGAGUCUGUGAAGCCCAAGGUGCAUGCCAAAGAUCAACUUCUGGAUGAUAAAGCACAGGCCUUGCUGUGGUUCUACAUCUGUACCUUGGAGGCCAAAAUGCGGGAAGGUAUUGAGCGGGAUCGAAGAGCCCAGGCUCCCAGUAAUCUGGAAGAAUUUGAAGUCAAUGACCUGAACUAUGAAGAUAAACUCCAAGAAAAUCGUUUCCUGUACAGUAACAUUGCCUUCAACCUGGCUGCAGAUGCAGCUCAGUCCAAAUGCCUGGACCAAGCCCUGGCCUUGUGGAAGGAGUUGCUUACACAGGGGCAGGCCCCAGCUGUGCGAUGUCUCCAGCAGACAGCAGCCUCACUGCAGAUCUUAGUGGCCCUCUAUCAGCUGGUGGCAAAGCCUCUGCAGGCUCUGGAGGCUCUCCUGCUUCUUCGGAUUGUUUCUGAGAGACUAGAGGACCAUACAAAGGCAGCUGGCUUCUCCUGCCACCUCGCCCAGCUCCUUCUGAGCCUCGGCUGUCCCAGCUAUGCCCAGGUGUACCUGGAAGAGGUGGAAUCAAAUCUGAAGCAUCUUGAUCAGACCACUGACACAUACAUGCUCCUUUCCCUCACCUGUGAUCUACUUCAAAGUCACCUCUGCUGGACUCACCAGAAGGUGGAUGAGGGCGUCUCUCUAUUGCUGUCUGUCCUUCGGAAUCCUGCCCUCCAGAAGUCAUCCAAGGCUUGGUACUUGCUGCGCGUCCAAGCCCUGCAACUGCUGGCUCUCUACCUUAGCCUCUCAUCAAACAGCCUCUCAGAUGCCCUGCGGGAGCAGCUCUGGGCACAAGGCUGGCAGACACCUGAGACAGCACUCAUAGACUCACAUAAGCUCCUUCGAAGCAUCAUCAUCCUGCUUCUGGGUAGUGAUGUACUCUCUAUUCAAAAAACACCCGUGGAGACAUCGUUUCUGGACUAUGGUGAAAAUCUGGUACAAAAAUGGCAGGUUCUUACAGAGGUGCUGAGCUGCUUGGAGAAACUGGUCUGUCGCCUGGGCCACCUAGAGAGUGUGAACGAAGCCAAGGCCUUUUGUUUGGAGGCUCUGAAACUUACAACAAAGCUGCAGCUGCCUCGCCAGUGUGCCCUGUUUCUGGUGCUGAAGGGUGAGCUGGAGCUGGCCCGCAGUGACAUCGACCUCUGUCAGUCUGACCUGCAGCAGGUUCUGUUCCUGCUUGAGUCUUGCACAGAGUUUAGUGGGGUGGCCCAGCAUCCAGACUCUGUGAAGAAGGUCCACCUGCAGAAGGGGAAACAACAGGCCCAGGUCCCACAUCCCCCACAGCUCCCGGAGGAUGAACCCUUCCUCAAAGGCCCUGCUCUGGAGCUUGUGGCCACUGUGACUAAGGAGCCUGGCCCCAAUGUACCUUCUACAAAUUCCUCCCCAGUCCUGAAAACCAAGCCCCAGCCCAGCCCUGGCUUCCUGUCCCACUCACCCACCUGUGAUUGUUCACUGUGUGCCAGCCCUGUCCUCUCUGUGGUCUGUCUGCGCUGGGUGUUGGUCACAGCGGGGCUGAAGCUGGCCAUGGGUCAUCAGGCCCAGGGUCUGGAUCUGCUGCAGUUUGUGCUGAAGGGUUGCCCUGCAGCUGCCAAGCGUCUCAAUCAAGCUCUCCAAGCUUUCCUGAGUCACAAAGUUCCCCCUACUUCCAUCCCAAGCCUCUUGGAUGAGAUCUUGGCUCAGACAUACACACAGCUGGCACUAGAGGGCUUGAGCCAGCCAUCAAACAAGAGCCUGAGGAAUGUCAUAGAGUUGGGGCUGAAGUUCAUGACAGCGCGAAUACACCAUUUGGAGCCUUGGAAAGCAAAUCUGCUCUUGAUUCAGGCCCUUUCGAACCUGGGUAGCCCCAGCUGCUGCACUACUCAACUUUUUGCAAGCUCUUGGGGAUGGCAGCCACCAUUAAUAAAAAGUCCUCCAGGCCCAGAGCCCUCAAAGACUCGGAGCCAAAAGUGUUCAGGACGAGGGCGCCAGAAGAUAUCUUGUGCUCCCCUUUCCCUCCAUAAUACCUCUCAGAAAGGUCUGGAAGAUGGAGGACCACCCUGUACACCUAAGCCUGCAGGCCACGUCAGGCCAGCUGGCCCUCGUGUUCCUGUUCCCUUCACUGUAUUUGAAGAAGUCUGCCCUACAAAGAAGCCUGAGGUUCCCCAGGCACCCAGGGUACAUCACAGGGUCCAGACACGCCUCAAGGUAAACUUCAGUGAUGACAGUGACUUGGAAGACCCUGUUUCAACUGAAGCAAGGCUUGUGGAGGAACCUAAAAGAUGGGGCACUGCUUCCCGGGGCCGAGGCCGGGCUAGGAAGGGCUCAAGCUUGAAGACAGAUGCAGUGGUUGCCUCAAAUAGUGUUCCUGGAAACCCUGGUCUGAACAGUAGGAGUCGGAGGGCCAAGAAGAUGGCAUCAAGACAUUGUGAAGAACAGGAUCCCCAGAUGGCCCUUUAUGGCCAGGCCAGGCAAGGUCCUGAGGUCAUGAGGGCCAUCCCUGAGGAGGAGCUGGAUGACAAUAGGAUGGAAAUGAGCUUUGAGACUCUUAGAUGCUCAGAUGGGGAAGACUCAGCCCCAGGUGGGAAAGCACCAGCUCCUGGCUCUGAUGCAGCCGUAGGAGAAUGUGAGGUGUUGAGACGAGAUUCUAACAAGGAGGAGUUGCCCAUGCCAGGCCCAAAGAAAGGGAACAACAGGGACUUCAGUCCUUGGCCCCAGCUCCCCUCAGAACCUGUAAGUAUCAACCUUCCUCUAGGUCUUUCAACCUUGGAUUCCAUUUGUGACUCACUGAGUGUUGCUUUCCGUGGGGUCAGUCACUGCCCUCCUAGUGGACUCUAUGCCCACCUCUGCCGCUUCCUAGCCUUGUGCCUGGGCCACCGGGAUCCUUACGCUACCGCUUUCCUUGUUGCGGAGUCUGUCUCCAUCACCUGUCGCCACCAGAUGCUCACCCACCUUCAUAGACAGCUCAGCAAGGCCCAGAAGCACCGUGGAUCACUCGAACUGGCAAACCAGCUGCAGGGGCUGAGCCUCCAGGAAAAACCUGGAGAUGUCCCCCUGGCCAGCAUCCAGCGUCUCUUUUCCUUCAGGACUUCAGAAUCUCACCAAUUCCUCAAGCCUGAGAAGGAGAGUUUCCAGGAGCUCCUGGGUCUGAUCCCCAGUGGGGUGACUGUCUGUGUGUUGGCUCUGGCUACCCUCCAGCCUGGAACCGUCGGUAACACCCUCCUGUUGACCCGACUGGAAAAGGACAAUCCCCCAGUCACUGUGCAGAUCCCCACUGCCCAGAGCAAGUUCCCACUGAGUUUGGCCCUGAGAGAGUUUGAUGCCAUCCAGAAGGACCAGAAAGAGAAUAGCAGCUGUACUGACAAGCGAGCAUGGUGGACAGGGCGGCUUGCACUGGACCGCAGGAUGGAGGAUCUCAUCACUUCCCUAGAGAAGCACGUGUUGGGUUGCUGGAGGGGGCUGCUGCUGCCAUCCAGUGAGGAGCCUGGCCCUGCCCAGGAGGCCUCCCGCCUACAAGAGUUGCUGCAGGAAUGUGGCUGGAAAUAUCCUGACCCCAAUCUGUUGAAAGUUGUUCUCAGUGGUGCCAGUAUCCUCACUGCCCAGGACAUUCAGGCCCUCGCCUUCGGGCUGUGCCCCACUCAGCCAGAGCGAGCCCAGAAGCUCCUGAGUGAGGUAGUAGGGCGUUUACAGGGCCAGAUGGCACCAAGCAAUAGGCACCUUGUCUUGGUGCUAGACAAGGACCUGCAGAAGCUGCCAUGGGAAAGCAUGCCCAGCCUCCGUGUACUGCCUGUAACCCGGCUGCCCUCCUUCCGCUUCCUGCUCAGCUAUUCCAUCAUCAAACAGGGUGGGGCUUCGGCAGUGCUGAGCCAAGGGGUGGAUCCGCGAAGUACCUUCUAUGUCCUGAACCCUCACAAUAACCUGUCAAGCACAGAGGAGCAAUUUCGAGCCAAUUUUAGCAGGGAAGCUGGCUGGAGAGGGGUGGUCGGGGAAGUGCCAAGCCCUGAACAAGUGCAAGCAGCCCUGACAGAGCAUGACUUAUAUAUCUAUGCAGGGCAUGGGGCUGGUGCCCGCUUCCUUGAUGGGCAGGCCRUCCUGCGGCUGAACUGCCGGGCAGUGGCUCUGCUAUUUGGCUGCAGCAGUGCAGCCUUGGCUGUCCAUGGAAACCUGGAGGGAGCUGGCAUUGUGCUCAAGUACAUCAUGUCUGGCUGCCCAUUAUAUCUAGGUAAUCUCUGGGAUGUGACUGACCGAGACAUUGACCGCUACACAGAGGCUCUGCUACAGGGCUGGCUUAGAGCAGGCCCAGGAGCCCCUCUUCUCUACUACAUCAACCAGGCUCGCCAGGCUCCCCGACUCAAGUAUCUUAUUGGGGCUGCACCUGUAACCUAUGGCUUACCUGUCUUUCUGCGGUAA
Molecule: messenger RNA, 6378 nt
Organism: Urocitellus parryii (Arctic ground squirrel)
Lineage: Eukaryota; Metazoa; Chordata; Mammalia; Rodentia; Sciuridae
Gene: Espl1
Product: extra spindle pole bodies like 1, separase
Biological process (GO): proteolysis; meiotic chromosome separation
Cellular component (GO): centrosome; nucleus; cytoplasm
Molecular function (GO): cysteine-type endopeptidase activity
Source: RefSeq, a predicted model, not a curated record